This is a messenger RNA of Salvia splendens (bonfire salvia), 1740 nucleotides long. Its product is annotated as glycosyltransferase family 92 protein RCOM_0530710. Bases 1 to 1641 code for a protein of 546 amino acids. Gene Ontology annotation, molecular function: glycosyltransferase activity. The transcript has a single exon. The record is from RefSeq and is a predicted model, not a curated record. Gene Ontology annotation, cellular component: cytoplasm. Lineage: Eukaryota; Viridiplantae; Streptophyta; Magnoliopsida; Lamiales; Lamiaceae.
AUGGCUCGGAAAAAAAGCCACAGAGCGAGUUUUCUAUACGUCGUCGUUUCGGUCUUCUUCUUCGCCUCUCUCUACCACUACCUCAACGGCGCCGUUUCGACAUUCUCCUCCGCCGCUAUCGUCUCCUUCUCCGCCGCCGCAGCAGCCAAAUCCCCCUUCCACCGCCGAUCACUCCCCUCCACCGCCGUCCUCGUCCACGACUGGCAGGUCCUCGUCAUCCUCACGCCGGAAACCCCUCCGCCGCCGGAUCUCACCGCCUACUCCUGCAUAUUCCACACCGGCGAGAUCUCUCCGGCGCGAUUCUCCGGCAUGCUCCCCUACCCCGAUCGAGGCACCUUCACCUGCCUAUUCCCAAUCCGAGCUCGCCGGAGGUCACCUUUUCUACAGCCGAUUUUAUCACGGACGCCGCGGAAAUUACCGGUGACUGCUCCGUCGUCUCCUCUGCCGCUGCCGCUGUGGUCGAAUCUCGUAUACGACUCCUUAACGACGGAAUCCGACGUCGUAUUGUUCGUGAAGGGGAUCCACACGCGGCAGGGCGCAAAUCGGAAACCGACCGAGUUCCGCUGCGUUUUCUUCUUCUCCUCCGCCGCUGCCGCUGACGGCAUCAGAACCGCCGUCACUCAUUCCAAGCAGGAAGUGUUCCGCUGCGGACGGCCGAACAUAACGGCCGUUAACUCCGUUGGCGCGCGAACGGAAUUAGUGAGAGUCUCCUUAGAAAUAGUAGCGGAAAAUCGGGUGGUCCCCUCCGUGGCGUACUACACUCCCCCACGCAGGUUAGCCGCCCACGGCGGGAAGUCGCUACUGUGCGCCGCGACGAUGGUUUACGAUGUGACGAAGUACCUCAAGGAGUGGGUGUUGUACCACGCCAAAAUCGGCGUCGAGAAAUUCCUCCUGUACGACAACGGCAGCGACGACGAUUUAGCUAAAACGGUGGCGGAGCUCGCCGACGACGGAUACGACGUCGCCGCGUACAAUUGGCGGUGGCCGAAGACGCAGGAGGCAGGGUUCUCUCACAGCGCGAUCUACGCUUCGGAGGCUUGUACCUGGAUGAUCUACAUCGACGUCGACGAAUUCGUCUACUCGCCGUCGUGGAACAACCUCACAUCGCCGUCGCCGGAGCUUCUCCAUCUCGGAAUCGCAAAUUCAUCUGACAAAUUAGGUCAAAUCAGCAUCAAUUGCCGCGAAUUCGGACCGUCGGAGCAGAAAAUCCACCCGGUUUUGGGGGUAAUCUACGGCUACGACUGCCGCCGCCACCUCGAGAAUCGGCACAAAUCGGUGGUGCGGCUGAGCGCCGUCGAUGGCUCCCUGAUGAAUGCGAUCCACCAUUUCUACUUAAAAGAAGGAUUCAAAACCAGGAGACUGAACACCACGGCGAUGGUGGUGAAUCACUACAAAUACCAGGCGUGGCCGGAGUUCAAGGCCAAAUUCCGGCGGCGCGUGUCGGCUUACGUGCUCGAUUGGACACAGAAGAUGAACCCUAAGUCGAACGACCGGACCCCAGGCCUAGGGUUUUCUCCGGUUGAGCCGGCUGGAUGGCCGGAGAAGUUCUGCGAGGUCCGGGACGAGGCGUUGAAGGACUUGGCGAUCCGGUGGUUCGGAAUCGAGUCGGAAUUCGGGAUCAAAAUGCCGUGGGAGAGAUGAAAAUGGCCGAUCUAUCUCCGGUGGAAAUUAGGGUUUUGGGAGAGAUUGUGCAUGCAUGCAUAGAUAUUCAUUGUUUGUGUAUAAAUUAAUGGUUGAGGA